AAAAGCAGCGAAAAACACCGGAUUCCUUUGGCACAGGAUGAAGACUAGCUCAGCUCUUCAGUUGUUGAUCAUUGUCUAUUGUUCUCCAAACAGUAAACCACUAUUUCACACUGAGAUUGUUGGCUGCGGGUAUAUUCCAAUUCCCUGGCUCCUCAUGAAUAUGAAGUGAAGGGUGCUGACCCUGAAAGUGGUAGGUAAUCUCAAAAAAAAAAAGAAAGAAACGGUCAGGUAGGAGAAGAAAAAUAGACUUUCUGUGACUGUAUGCUCUUGAAAUCUCCCGCAGGUUCUAAGCAGGGCAAAAUGGGGUCUCGAAAGUGUGGAAGCUGCCUAAGUUGUCUGCUGAUUCCGCUGGCACUUUGGAGUAUAAUUGUGAACAUAUUAUUGUAUUUCCCAAAUGGGCAAACUUCCUAUGCAUCCAGCAAUAAACUCACCAACUACGUGUGGUAUUUUGAAGGAAUCUGUUUCUCAGGCGUCAUGAUGCUUAUAGUAACAACAGUUCUUCUGGUACUGGAGAAUAAUAACAAAUAUAAAUGUUGCCAGAGUGAAAACUGCGGCAAAAAAUAUGUGACACUGCUGUCAAUUAUCUUUUCUUCCCUUGGAAUUGCCUUUUCUGGAUACUGCCUGGUCAUCUCUGCCUUGGGCCUUGUCCAGGGCCCAUAUUGCCGCACCCUCAAUGGCUGGGAGUAUGCUUUUGAAGGCUCUGCUGGACGUUUCCUUACAGAUUCCAGCAUAUGGAUUCAGUGCCUGGAACCUGCACAUGUUGUGGAGUGGAACAUCAUUUUAUUUUCCAUUCUUAUAAGCCUCAGUGGGCUUCAAGCGAUCAUCUGCCUCAUCAGAGUAGUCAUUCAAUUAUCCAAGAUACUGUGUGGAAGCUAUUCAGUGAUCAUCCAGCCUGGAAUCAUUUGAAUAAGGACAAAAGUGUUUUCCAGUAUCAAGACACAGCCAUCUAUCUAAAUCUUAUACCAACUGCGUAGACUUGAGGACAAUAUUGAAAUGAUGGUGCUUUUUCCAUUUGGUGUUUAUUUGUGAAAUUUGCAGUCCUCACUGCACGUGCAAGUAUGCCACCCUUCCUCUAUUUAGAAUGCUUUUUUAAGUAAUGUUAUAUAUCACAUGACCCUUAUGCUGUGGGCCAUUAGGAACUUCAGAAAUACUUAUAUCCUUUGAUCAAACAAAUCCAUUUCUAAAAAUUUAUAUUAGGGAAGUAAAUAAGAAUAUGAGAGAAGAAUUUAUGCAAAUAUGUAUGUUGCAACAUUAUUUAAUAUUAAAAACACUCCAAAAUUCUAAACUUAGAGGAAGGUAUAAGAGUGGGAAAUACUGUGAAUGCUUUCUGAUAUUAAAAAAUUAAAUAAAAAAUAAAGAGUGCUAUGUGGUUGUAAAAUCAUAGUCAUUACAAAUGAUGUUUUAAAAAUUACAAAUAAUGCUACAUCAAAAAUCAGGUUACAAAUUAAUGUUUACAGUAUAACUAUUUAAAGGAAAUGAAACACUAAUAAUCAAAAUUUAGGAUGAAAACUAAAUCUAAGAGGAAAUAUAACACAAUGCCAACUAUGCUAGAUUUGGGGCAUUGAUGAUCCUUCUUCCCACUUUUCUAUACAUUCCAAUAUUUCUUUAUUGAAUAUGUUUUAAUGAAAAUAUUCUCUAAACUCAUAUUUUCACUAUUAAAUUUCUUUUUUAUUUUUCCAAACUUUAAGGCAUAUGCUCUUUCCACAUUCCUCAACAUUAUUUGUAAACAUCAUGGAAUGACACUUCCAUCAACAUUCAGUGAGGAAGUAGUGAUACAGAUAAGCCAAAAAGAGUUUUAUAUAAGCUUAUACAGUCAAACUAAACUCUUGCUCUUCCUUUCUGACUCCUGAUGAUGAGUGUGAUGGACUAGAAGAGGUAGUCUUAAAAUAAGUGAGCAACUAGGGAACAUGCUCAAUGGUCAAGAGAAAAUGACCACUGACCAGUCGAUAGCUGUGUCAUGGGGAGUUACCAGUAUCUAUAUUUAUUUUUAAGUAAUUAAAAAGUAGAACAUUUACAAACUUUCCACCUACACAUGCCAUGACUUCCUCGUGGACAGUAGCCACAUCUUAUAAAUUUUUCCACCAUCCAUAGGACCCAGCACACAGUGGACCCAGUAGGCACUCAGUGUUGAAUGCUCAUACCAGGUUUUCUGCUUCUUAUAAUUUACCCUGCUGAGCACUGCUUACAUCACAGGUGCACUGGGCCUCAACACUUCUGCCAUUUCCCUAUUUGUCUCCUCCAUGGACACUGUUAACAACGGUCUGCCAACACUUGAUCUGUGCCAAAGCCAGAAAGUAGGCUAGGGGGAUGUGGGAGAGAACGUCUUUCUCCUUGCUGUCUGCUGUGCCAACCUUCAGGUGCCAACCAAAGCGCCUUUCACAGCCUUUGCUGAAACUAGCAUCUUGAAAGCAAGCCAUGCCCUCAUGUUCUGGGUUCAGCUGAUUGAACUGGGACAGACCCCAGAGUCAUGGACAGCCUCUUGUCUUCCCAGUGGCUUCUGACUUAGCCUGGAGCAAAACACUGUACAAACAAGACUGGUGGUUAUUCAAGCAUCAGAAUUUGAACUAGGAAGCUAAGAAUGAAGCAACCUGAACAUUGCCGCAAGAAAUGAUUAAAGGAUAAAGAAGGAAGCCAACAUAGAGAGAGUAUCUGGUUCAUCUUAAUAAUGGUAUCAUAUUAAAAGGAGGAUAUGUGAACUUCUGCUCCAAAGCUUCCUAAAACUGCCUUUGCCCACAAUGAACAGUGACAAUAUACACUAGGCCUGGUUUCUACUCUUGGAUUUCUAGAUAGUCUUUCUUCUUUGUCACUGUGCUGAUCAUUUCAGUAACCCCCACCACUGAAUCAGUGCAGCUCUGUUUAUUGCAACCAAAAUGACCCAACCAAAGUUUCCCUUUUCUAGAUGUUGGGUUGGAGGGAUGCCAAGACAGAGAUGCUUAAGCUCCAGAGUAUUGCAGAGCUUCAUUCAAUAACUCUACUUUCCAAAGAACUUAAACAUGAGGUCUGAGGGACUUGGGCCAGGAGACAAACCCAACCUACAGACACCAUGUUGUACUCAGGGUGACCUCUCCCCUCUGACAGCCCAGGGUUUCUCUAGCAAUCCCAUAAGCUAGUCAUAUCCAGGACCAUCUUGUCAAAAAUUCUCUCAAAGUCUCCUCAGCGCUCUUGUAAACAGACUUCUAGCAGGUCCACUUCAUCAGUUUACCAGAUACUUUUGGACUGUCUAUCUCUUGUUUAGAUUCAGCAUGGCACUAUACAUUGAAUGGAAUAUUAAUAGAUGUUUGCCAAAUGACUCCACCACAGCAUUGGACAUAUCAGAGCUACAGCCAAAUGCAGCAUGAUAUCUCUAUCAGGAAAAUUAAAUUUUAAUAUAGCCUUCAAAUAUUCUAUAUUUGAAGAGUAUAUGCUAAUCAUGUAAUUUUAAGUUAAAAAA
Sapajus apella (tufted capuchin) is the source of this 3430-nucleotide messenger RNA. It is a transcript of the gene TM4SF18, whose product is annotated as transmembrane 4 L six family member 18. Lineage: Eukaryota; Metazoa; Chordata; Mammalia; Primates; Cebidae. The coding region runs from base 262 to 906 and encodes 214 amino acids. The transcript is spliced from 6 exons. Gene Ontology annotation, cellular component: membrane. The record is from RefSeq and is a predicted model, not a curated record.